AUAUUCUUAUAGAGCACACGGUAAGGCAGUCCCGGUCGCCUUUUGCCUUCACCAUACACGCCCCAUUUACUUCAGCGUUUCUCUGCCUCCCUGAACCUUCUUCACCUUUCACCCGCACGCUAGUAUAGAGUAAACACUCAAGUCAAAAUGUUCAACCCAGGUUUCUACGAUGAGGACGACCCGAUGGCCAUGUACCACCAAAUACGGCGAGGUGGCGCUCCACGCAGAUUCGACGAGUAUUUCCGCUGCUAUCCCGUUGCCAUGCUUCCCGGUCCCGAACGUGAAGAGGCAAACCAUGGCGGAAAGGUGUUCCUCCCACCCAGCGCGUUGGACAAGCUCACACGGUUGCAUAUAACAUAUCCCAUGCUGUUCGAGCUCAUAAAUGGAGCAAAAGAGAAGAAGACGCAUGCUGGUGUGCUGGAGUUCAUCGCUGAGGAGGGGAAGAUCUACCUACCGUACUGGCUGAUGCAAACUCUCGGGGUUGAGCCAGGAGACCUACUUCAGGUCAAAUCAACCGAUCUACCGCUAGGCACAUUCAUCAAACUACAACCUCAAGACCCUUCCUUCCUUGAGAUCUCCGACCCUAAGGCCGUUCUCGAGAACGCUUUCCGCAACUUCUCCUGCCUUACCACUGGCGAUGUCUUCACCUUCGCCUAUAACGACAAUGUAUACAGCAUAGCUGUUCUGGAGACGAAACCGAAACACCCAAGUGGAGCAAUAUGCACGCUGGAGACCGAUCUAUCAGUCGACUUUGCGCCACCUCUAGGAUACGUCGAACCGCAACGUACAAGCGGAACCAGCACACCGAGGAGCGGAGUCGCAGGCCUGGCCGGAAAGGGUGGGACCGUGCAUUCGCAUGGAAGCAUGGCGCAGGCAAUCAACUACGCGGCGAUCGCACCUUCGUCAACAACAGCCGCUGCGGGAGCGAAAGCCACCUCUUCGAACUUCCUCACUGCAGGCCACAGGCUGAACGCCAAGAAAGGGAGUAAGACCCCGACUCCCCAGGCCUCGACUCCUGUGGGAGGCCAGUCAACGAAUCCUCCGGUCCCGAUACGGCGCACGAACGGGCCCCAACCGUUGAGACUGCCGCCUGGGAAGUUAUUCUUUGGCUAUGAGAUCAAGCCUCUUAAGAACAAGGAGAAUGAUGAGAACAAGCCACCAAAGCAUUUUGAAGGCUCAGGACAGACACUCCGCAAGAAGAAGGGUGAUAAGUAGAGAGAGUUAUAUUGCGUCACGCUACCUAGGUAGACUCACCCUGUUUCAUGGCUACAGGCGGCGUUAGAGCGGACUGGAGUCAAAAGGACUUUGCAUCUCACGGCGCGUACAAAUGGGCUUGCGGAUAUGGGACUCGGUGCAAUGGGUGCCGGGGGUUGGACGGGUUCAGUUCAGGUCGCAGAGUGGAUGGUUCGGUCGGGUCAAUAUCUCAGUAGACUUCCUAGGAACUACUAACUAAACAUAUGGUUACGCUCACGUGCUC
Molecule: messenger RNA, 1477 nt
Organism: Westerdykella ornata
Lineage: Eukaryota; Fungi; Ascomycota; Dothideomycetes; Pleosporales; Sporormiaceae
Product: UFD1-domain-containing protein
Exons: 3
Coding region: 148-1215 (355 amino acids)
Cellular component (GO): VCP-NPL4-UFD1 AAA ATPase complex
Molecular function (GO): polyubiquitin modification-dependent protein binding
Source: RefSeq, a predicted model, not a curated record